Trichophyton benhamiae CBS 112371 is the source of this 138-nucleotide messenger RNA. RefSeq lists its product as uncharacterized. Lineage: Eukaryota; Fungi; Ascomycota; Eurotiomycetes; Onygenales; Arthrodermataceae. Bases 1 to 138 code for a protein of 45 amino acids. The transcript has a single exon. The record is from RefSeq and is a predicted model, not a curated record.
AUGAGCCAGAAUCAGAGCCAGAGCCAGAGCAUCAUGAUAUCAGAUCAUAUCACCAAGACGAAGGAGACUUUCUUCUUCUCCUCUUCUCUUCUUCCUCUUCCUGCUUAUCUCUUCUGGUUAGAAGACUUUUGCAAAUAA